This is a messenger RNA of Drechmeria coniospora, 651 nucleotides long. RefSeq lists its product as uncharacterized. Gene Ontology annotation, biological process: mitochondrial electron transport, succinate to ubiquinone; tricarboxylic acid cycle. The transcript is spliced from 2 exons. NCBI's taxonomy places the organism in Eukaryota, Fungi, Ascomycota, Sordariomycetes, Hypocreales, Ophiocordycipitaceae. The record is from RefSeq and is a predicted model, not a curated record. Bases 1 to 651 code for a protein of 216 amino acids. Gene Ontology annotation, cellular component: membrane. Gene Ontology annotation, molecular function: electron transfer activity; succinate dehydrogenase activity.
AUGAUCGCUCAACGGGUUGGCGUCGGCGCCCUGCGCAGAGCCGCGACGAAGCCCAGCAUCUACUUCAACCAAUCCAUCCCCAAGCUGGCUCUCGCGUCCAUCUCCACCUCCCACGUCCGGUAUGCCGUCCCGUCCCGCCCCGCCCCUCCCGGCCGACCUAGACGCGGACGAGAUUCUAACAAGUCGGCCCCGUCGUCGCCGGACAGCCCCAUCACGACGACCAAGCUCUCGCCGAGCGAGGGCGACCAGAUACUCGCCAACCAGCGGCUACAGCGGCCCAUCUCGCCCCAUCUCGCCAUCUACAAAAUGGAGCAGACCUGGUUCGGUGCCUCGGCCUGGACCCGCAUCACCGGCAUCACCCUUUCCGGCACCGCCUACCUCUACUUUGGCUCGUACCUCGUCGCGCCCCUGCUCGGCCUUCACCUCGAGAGCGCCAGCGUCGCCGCCGCCUUCACCGGCCUGCCCUUCCUCGUCAAGGGUGGCAUCAAGUUUGCCCUCGGUUUCCCCUUUGCCUUUCACUUCAUCAACGGCAUCAAGCACCUCGUGUACGACCUCGGCAAGGGAUUCGCCAAGCCCAGCAUCCGCCGCGGCGAGAUUGCCUUGUGGGUGUCGAGCAUCCUGAGCGGGCUCUACCUGGCCUUUGGCCUGUAG